AUGGUUCCUGGUGAACUUCAAACAACAGUUGAACUGGAUGAACCUGUGUUCGAUUCGGGUUUGGACUCGGACUCGGAAUCAGAAAGAGAUGUCCCAAAACUGGUGUUCUCCGGUACCAAAGAACCAGAAUCAAGUGAAGAAACGUUGUAUGAUAUUCCAAAUAAAAGGUUUGCAGUUGACAGUCUAGACAGUCUAGACUAUUCUAGAACCAACAAUGAUGAUCUUGACAAUGAAGUUGUAGUUGAUGAAGUGUCAGCAAUUGCUCAGCCAAAGAUACAGAAAUCCUCGAGUGUCGUAACCACUAAACUCAGUAUUUGGGGAUGGAUAGCGCUACUUUCUAUAAUAGGUGUGGCCAUUUAUGUUCUGGACAUAAUACAAAUGGGAAAAGAAAUUUCCAUACGGAACGCACUGGUUCCAAGCUCAUGGAUGUCUGAUCUUAGAAAGAGACAAGAUUUUUUAGAAGAAACAUUAACCUCAACUACAGAAGAUACCAAUAGAAGGUUUGGUCUUAUAAACAACAAGCUUUCAUCUACGCAAGAAUCUCUUGAACGAAUUGCUGAGAGCUUGAAGUCCCUUCAUGUGCCGAAUAUAACCAAAAACCACGUCCUCAACGAGACACUUGUCGGUGUUGAUGAGUUAAUGACAAACUUGGACAUGGAGAAAGUAAAGCAAGAGAUCCUUGAUCAAUUACUUGUGAAAUUACCUGUACGGUACGGUACACAUGACCAGAAACUCCAUUAUACCAAGGACUUUAGAAAGUUCAUUGAGGAAAUGGCUCGAAAUGUCCAUACAUAUCAGCCAGAAAUGGACCAGGAAACUCUUAAGCAAGUUGUUAAAGAUUACUUACAAGAUGAAAUACCGUCCAACCCCAAAAAUCUUAUUAUGGAUAGUGUGGUAGAUGCUAUUAAUGGACAACGUAUUAAAGUUAAUUAUGCUGAUUAUGGACUUGGGGCUCGAAUUUUGGGAUUUCUAACCAAUCUUAAUAUGGAUGAUACUUCGUACGGAAGUUCUUUAUUGCAUAUUGCUUCAUUAAAAUGGUUGUUUAAUGGGAAUUUUAAUAAGCAAAAUGCCAAUAAUGUGCUUUUAGAUGAUGAUUCAUCGUUCCUUGUUUCCAAUACCCUUGCCAUUAGGCUUAGUCAUGUGCUAUAUUUAAGUGACUUGAUUAUAAAUAUCAAAGCCCUGUCAUCAUCACCAUCUAAGACUGUUCAUCAAAUGGGGGUUUAUGUUAAACCAAAAAAAUUGAAGUAUUUCAAACAAUUAUUACCUCAUAAACUUCCCAAUCUCCCCAUUGAAUCCAAUAGGUAUUUAAAGAGAUUUAUCCCCAUUCAGACGUGUCGGCUUGCAAAUGGAAUUAAUAAAAUCAAACUACCUAGAAGUUUAACUCACUUGCAGAUUCCAAUUAGAGAUAUUUUUUUAACAUUUGAUUCUCCUGUUGAAAUAAUCAAUUUACGAGGCUUCGGACUUACCGAAUAUGAAGGAGAAGAAAACGUGGAAAUUGGUAAAGACGACAUGAUUAGUUGA
Molecule: messenger RNA, 1521 nt
Organism: Lizanozyma spartinae
Lineage: Eukaryota; Fungi; Ascomycota; Pichiomycetes; Serinales; Debaryomycetaceae
Exons: 2
Coding region: 1-1521 (506 amino acids)
Source: RefSeq, a predicted model, not a curated record